GAUCCGGUCGCUCGCCGCACCGUCGCCGCCCUAACGUCUACGUCUUACGAAAUUUAAAAGUGUUGAUAGCAUUCGGAUAACAUUUUUCGUCCUAUUUCGUGUGGAAAAGUUAUUUGUGUCAAAACUAGAUUACAUUUUAUCACACAUAUCACAGUUUUAAAGUUUCUAAUGAAGUUGCUACUAAUUAAUUGUUUUUGUCGAAUAAAUAGCAAUGUUCUUCAACAUUAACAACAAAUAAAGAAAAUGUGAAACCGACAUCGUAAACAUUGUGUCUGAGGCAGUGUGGGUGAGACUCCCACUAGAACAAAUUGCGGCCGCAAUGAUGUUACUCGUAGCAUCCAAUCCCAAGCCAGUGAAUAUUUUGACGUCACAGAACAGCACAGAACAGAUAUCUCUCGACCAUGCUGUUAACUUAACAAAUAGUAGUAUAAGCCACAAAGAUGAGGAGUUCAUUUUCGAUAGAACUGACGUCAGAGCGAUUUUCAUCACUCUGUACACGAUUGUAUUCUGCUGUUGUUUUUUUGGAAAUCUACUCGUGAUACUAGUAGUAACUCUGUCUCGUCGGCUCCGGUCAAUAACCAACUUCUUUCUGGCGAACCUCGCUGUGGCUGAUUUAUGUGUGGGAGUGUUCUGCGUCUUCCAGAAUUUGACGAUAUAUCUUAUACCGAGCUGGGUGUUCGGCGACUUCCUGUGCAAGAUGUACCAGUUCGUGCACUCGCUGAGCUACACCGCCUCCAUCUUCAUUCUGGUAGUCAUCUGCACCGAGCGGUACUUCGCCAUCAUCCACCCCAUCACUUGCAAGCAAAUACUUACUUCUACCAGAUUGAGGAUGGUGAUUUUGGGAGUUUGGAUAACCAGCGCGUUGUACAGUGCUCCAAAGUUCAUCUGGGUGGAGACAAUCCCGAACAACCUCAGGGACGGCAAGACGGAGACCAUCUGCAUCAUCAGCCGCAGGAAAUACAACUCGGAGCUCUUCGACAUGAUAAACUUUGGGCUGCUCUACGUCACUCCUUUGUGUGUUAUGACGAUAGGACCGCUAACGGAUUUGCGAUGGCAGAUGCGGGGCGGACGAGGUCAGGAAGCAAACAACAUCGCGAUCCAUGUGACGCCCCCCGACGAGGAAGAUGACGACGAGUUUGUGCCCCCGCUGCGCGUGCGGCGGAAACUUAGCACUCCUCUCACCGCACUGCCCGGGGCCGACGACAUUAGAGGGAUGCCACAUUCGCGCACGUCACCAGCACGGUCGUUGUCGCCGCUGGACCGCACCAAGCGCCGCUUCAGCACCAUGGUGUCCAGCGCUGCAGCCUCUGCCGUCUCCCGCCGGCUAUCGGCCACCAUCGGCUGGUGCCUCGCCACGCCCACGCAUGUCAAGCCGCAGAUCGUCCGGCAGGGACGGGCGCUCUGCCUGCAAUACAUCAAGACUCAAAUCCGAAGGUCAACUCUUUGUCAGAAAAAGCAAAUAGUAAUUAAACGUCUGCAACGAAUGCUGGAGACUGAAUGCGGAGAAGAGGCUAUAAACAACACGGAGACCGGAGUGCUGACGGCGUUGCGGGCGCUAUGUGCUGCGUUGGAGCGCAAGCGACCCGAAGCGUUCCGCCACGUGGCGCGGCAAGCGACACGAGCGCCGUCCGCCAUGUUGCGGUCGGACACCGCACUAGCAGAACUCUCACUGGCUUUGGCGCGACGGAUCACUAGGGAAAACAUUACUUGGUCAAAGAUAGCAGCGGUUUAUUGCGUUUGCGGUGCGUUGGCCAGAGAGGCAGCGGAAGCGGUGGACGAGGAGCCGGCACUGGAGCUGGUGGCGGCCCCAGCUGCCGCCAUCGCUGACUUGCUACACGAGGACCCCGGCUCGUGGAUUGCCACCCAUGGCGGAUGGAACGGCCUGAUAGAGAGGUUGCGUGAGAGUGAGCGAGACCAAAGAUCGGAGAAGAACCUGCAAGUGAUGGUAUCCUUCUUCGUCAUGGCGUGUCUGGUACUGCUGCUGCUGCGAUGGGUCCUGCAUUCACACCCUGCCUAUUAUGAUAGCGUCUGAUUUCUAAUUAUACCCAAGUAUUACGUAGUCUGUGCUCAUACCUUUACAUAUAAAUGUGGGCUAAAGUUUUCUUAUUAUAUUCCUUUUUUUUAUUAGCCCAUGUUACCAAUUAUAAUAAGGUAGCGAGAAUAAUGACGAUCGAAAGAAUAAUAACAAAUCUAGUCUAGCUCCAUGUCCAAGUUGUAAAUGUACAUUUAUGCAAAUGGAAAAAUUCUAAGACAACCUAAUACGAGUAUUACAUCUCCUGUUUUUGUUUAUGCUAAUGUAUAAAUGUAUGCAUAACUAUUAAGUACUAUCUUGGGUUGUUAGUAUUAUUACGAGAGUCCAUAUCUAUGAGUCUAUGCAGUAUAAAUAUAGUAAUAAUUUAAGCGUAUUCUAUUCGUUUAAACUAUAAUGAAUUAAGCCAGGAAUGGAAAUACGAGGGCUGCUAUUUAUGUAUCCGGAACUGGCCAAUAAUUCUAGAAUAUUUAAAAAGUAAUUACAACAUUUGAAAAUAGAACUCUUCGGCUAGAGAAUAAAUAUUUUUCAUGUCCCUGUCAUUUGUUUUUUUCAAUUGGCGCCAAUUUUGAAAAUAGCUUGUCUUCAUUGCCAUGGAUUUACCUCGUGAACAUUUUCGCGCGAUGAUUUAUUAUGAUUUUCGGCGUGGAUUAACUCAAAAACAGUGCAUCGAACAACUGAUUUUAACUUUUGGAGAUGAAGCACCAUCGA
Molecule: messenger RNA, 2740 nt
Organism: Plodia interpunctella (Indianmeal moth)
Lineage: Eukaryota; Metazoa; Arthropoda; Insecta; Lepidoptera; Pyralidae
Product: muscarinic acetylcholine receptor M2-like
Exons: 10
Coding region: 320-2032 (570 amino acids)
Biological process (GO): cellular response to hormone stimulus; G protein-coupled receptor signaling pathway; regulation of apoptotic process
Cellular component (GO): plasma membrane
Molecular function (GO): peptide binding; G protein-coupled receptor activity
Source: RefSeq, a predicted model, not a curated record